Leptopilina heterotoma is the source of this 2444-nucleotide messenger RNA. Its product is annotated as glutamic acid-rich protein-like. The record is from RefSeq and is a predicted model, not a curated record. Gene Ontology annotation, cellular component: endoplasmic reticulum. Bases 129 to 1817 code for a protein of 562 amino acids. NCBI's taxonomy places the organism in Eukaryota, Metazoa, Arthropoda, Insecta, Hymenoptera, Figitidae. Gene Ontology annotation, molecular function: peptidyl-aspartic acid 3-dioxygenase activity. The transcript is spliced from 9 exons. Gene Ontology annotation, biological process: peptidyl-aspartic acid hydroxylation.
CAGUAAUUCUCGAGCUGAGCACAAAAUCAAAUUUCCGACACAAAUUCUAGCGCUCUUGCGAUUCGUUUAUUGAAAAAAAAAUCUAGUGAUUCAAGUUUAAUAACAAAUUUAAUAAACAAAUAAUAAAUAUGUCUGGUGAUGUUCAACCUAGAAAGCGAAAAGAUAAAAGACGUAAAAAAGCGGAAGGAGGUUAUAUUAUUCAAAGGAUACAAGAUGCAAGUUUCGAUGAAGAGGAUGCUGGUACACCACCACCAACAUUAAUAAAUCCCUCUGAAAAUAUAGAAAAUCUUACAAUACAUAUUCAUAAAGAGAGUAGCACAGGUGGACAUUGGUGUGCAAGGAUUAUUUUUUUUACCCUCUCCGCUAUUCUCAUUGGAUUAAUCGGAAUUAUUAUUUUUGAAUAUCGAGGAGCAACGGAUGUUGAUACGCCCAUUGUCAGUUCAAAAUGGGCAAUGAUCUUCGAUGGUUGGGUGGAUGAAUCAAUUUUCCAGAAUCAUGAUCAUGAGGCGGAGCAUGAUGACCAAAGUGCAGAAAAGUCUGAAGAGGAUGAAGAUCAUGAUGAGGGCAUUGGUAGCGAAGAAGGAUCGCAGCAAGAAGAUGAAGAUGAGGAACAUGAGGAGGAAAUAGAUAAGGAUGAAGAAUCCGCAGAAGAGGAGCAAGAAGAAGAAAAUGAGGAAGAAGAAGAUGAGGAGGAAGAAGAAGUCGACUAUGAAGAAAGUGAAGAAAUAGAGAAGGAUUUAUCAAAUUCACCUGAUGAGGGUGAAAUGUUGAACAGUGAAGAAAACCAGGAAAUGGAAAAUGAUGAGGGUUACGAAGAGGAAGAAGGCUCCGAUGAAAAUGAUCCUGAAGACCAAAAUAGCGAUGAAGAGAGAGAUAAUACCGAAGAAGAUAAUGUAAAUGACGAUGAAGAAAACGAACUAACGGAUUCAAGUCCAGAAGAGGUAAAGAGUGCAAAACAAACAUUACAUGAAGAAGACAUUGAUGAAUUCCCCGAAAUCCCUGGAAUCGAAAUACCUAGUGCUAAACAAAUACACGAAGAAAAUCCCGAUGAGGAUGAUUCGAAUGAAACAGAAACACUAGAUGACGAUGAUGAUGAUGAUGAUGAUGAUGAUGAUAAGCAGGAAAAUGAAGAAGAAUCAAGUGUGGCAGUAAAGUUGGGAGUUGGUGUUGCACUUGCCAUCGCUGCUCACUUUGUUCUCGUGAAACGAUGGAAUAACGGUGACAGUGACAUUCCGGAAAAGUUGAUUGGCGUCGAGGAUUUGUCUCACCGGUAUUCUAAUCCUCCUUCUCACAUUAAACAAACUUCGAAUAAGAAGUUGUCUCAAGAACCAACGAGUAAAAAACAAGUACAAAACUAUGAAGAUAUAAAAGCAAAGUACAAAGGUGCUGGAACUGAUGAUAAUAUGGAGAAUGUAAUGGUUAAAAAUAUUGCUAAUGCACAAACAGAAAAAGGAAUAAGAUACAAAGAGGAACCAAAGAGUCAAACUGGAACAAAAUUAGGAUUUGAAGAUGACUACGAAGAAUCAUCGGAAGGCGAAAUUGUUACAGAUUCAGAGGAACUUGAUGAUGAAGAGGAGGAAGACGAAGAAGAGGAUGAAGAAAUAGAAAAUGUUGACGAUAGUGAAUUGGUGGCCAAAUUAGAAGCCAAAUAUGGAAAAUUACCAACACCAGAAGGAAGUGAAGAGGAGGAGGAGGAAGAAGAAGAAGAAGAAGAAGAAGAAGAUUAUGAAGACGAAGAAGAAGAAGAAGAAGAGGAAGAAAAAGAGAAAGAAAAAGAAGUAAAAGGAAAAAAUAUUAAAGCAUGGAAACGAAAAUAGUACACGGGGGUCAUUUAUACCAAUUCCCCAUAAAAUGUACAAUAGAAAUUUUUUUUGCAAAAAUAUUUUAAAAUAUGUGUUUUUUGUAUCCGUUCCAUUAAUUGUUACUAGAAUAAGAAAUUAAACUGUUGUUACUCUGCAGAUUAUAGAUUUUUAACGUUUUAAUUUAACAAAUUAAAACAAGAUGUUUUAUAAUCUUAAAACAAAAACUUACCUCACUAAACGUAUAAAUUAUUAAAUCAAACAUUAGGAAUUACAAUUCCUUAUAAUCAUUGAAGCCAAAACAAAGACUUGACAUAUAAUUUCAAGAUUUUUCACAUUCAUCGGGGCAAUUAUUAUGGCCUUGAUGCAAUUAUUAUUAUUAUUAUUAUUAUUAUUAUUUACAUCAUACUAGAAGAACGAAAUAUGAAAUCAAAUGUUUAUAUAAUCUGUUAAAAAUAGUGUCAAAGUAUUCUACAGCAAAGGUGAUUAAAAAAUAUUAGCUUUUGGUAAAGUUCUAACAUAUUUAAUUAAAUUAGAAUAAUUAUUUUGUAAUCAAGUGAAAGUAUUUAUCAUUUCGUGUCCCCGAGAAACCCAGCAAUUGGAUUUUAUUGAUACAUUUUCGAAAUUUUGAAAAUUCAAAAUGGC